Molecule: messenger RNA, 2396 nt
Organism: Amaranthus tricolor (Joseph's coat)
Lineage: Eukaryota; Viridiplantae; Streptophyta; Magnoliopsida; Caryophyllales; Amaranthaceae
Product: THO complex subunit 1
Exons: 21
Coding region: 228-2039 (603 amino acids)
Biological process (GO): mRNA export from nucleus; regulation of DNA-templated transcription elongation
Cellular component (GO): THO complex part of transcription export complex
Source: RefSeq, a predicted model, not a curated record
CAAGAAUGAACAUUAACUCCAAAGAGACAAACAACUUGCCCAUCUAAAAAUAAACUUGCCAUUUCCAAUGGGAUUUGAAACUUGAUGAUUUGGGUUUUGGGCAUUCCCUUUAAAGAACAAUAAUCAAAGCUGUUCUGAUUCGCCCGUCGGCGCCGUCAAAUCAUUCCAUUAUCCGUCGGCUCCGUCGGUUUUGUCACCAGAAAACCUAAAAGGCGGUGUCUUUGAUUAUGGAGAUUUUUAGGAAAGCCUUGUUGCAUUCGGGGCCGCCUGAAAAUUUUGCUCUUCAAACUGUUCAGGAAGCCAUUAAACCUCAGAGGCAAACAAAAUUAGUUCUGGAUGAGAAUCAGUUGUUAGAAAACAUUUUGCGGACAUUGCUGCAAGAGUUGGUGUCUUGUGCAGUACAGUCAGGGGAGCCAAUCAUGCAUUAUGGCCAAUCCAUUGUUGAAGAAGAUGAUGCAAUUGGUCAAAUCCCUCGUCUUUUAGAUAUUGUAUUGUAUCUCUGCGAGAAGGAGCAUGUGGAGGGUGGCAUGAUAUUUCAGUUGCUGGAAGAUUUGACAGAAAUGUCAACAAUGAAGAAUUGCAAAGAUAUCUUUGCUUACAUUGAAAGCAAGCAAGACAUACUUGGAAAGCAAGAACUAUUUGCCCGUGGUAAACUUGUGAUGCUUAGGACUUGUAAUCAACUGCUUCGUCGCUUGUCAAAGGCCAAUGAUGUGGUGUUUUGUGGACGAAUCCUUAUGUUUCUGGCACAUUUUUUCCCGUUGUCUGAGCGUUCAGCUGUGAAUAUCAAGGGAGUUUUUAAUACAUCCAAUGAAACCAAUUAUGAGAAAGAAGCUCCUGAUGGUAUAUCUAUUGACUUCAACUUUUACAAGACGUUUUGGAGUUUACAGGAGUACUUUUGCAAUCCUCCAUCCUUGACUCUUAAUCCUACCAAAUGGCACAGGUUUACAUCAAGCUUGACGGUUGUACUAAAUACCUUUGAGGCUCAACCCUUGAGUGAUGAAGAGGGAAAUGCCAAUAAUCUUGAAGAAGAGGGAGCAGCGUUCAAUAUCAAAUAUCUUACAAGUAGUAAACUGAUGGGUUUGGAGCUAAAAGAUCCUAGUUUCCGACGUCAUGUUCUUGUGCAAUGCUUAAUAGUGUUCGACUAUGUGAAGGCACCUGGAAAGACCGACAAAGAUUUACCAUCAGAAGCAAUGAAAGAAGAAAUAAAAGCCUCAGAGGAUCGUGUAAAGAAGCUUCUUGAAGUGACACCCCCUAAAGGGAAAGAGUUCCUCAGCAAUAUCGAGCAUAUUUUAGAACGUGAAAAAAAUUGGGUAUGGUGGAAGCGUGAUGGUUGCCCACCAUUUGAAAAACAACCAAUUGAGAAGAAGGCAGAUGGCUUAAAAAAACGUCGGCCAAGAUGGAGACUAGGGAACAAGGAACUUUCUCAGCUGUGGAAAUGGGCUGAUCAGAAUCCGAAUGCUCUCACUGAUCCUGAACGAGUUCAAACUCCUGCCGUUACAGAUUAUUGGAAGGCAAUGGCUGAUGAUAUGGAUCCUUCAGCUGGUAUAGAAGCCGAGUAUCAUCACAAAAAUAACAAGGUAUAUUGCUGGAAAGGUCUUCGAUUUUCUGCACGGCAAGACUUGGAAGGCUUUUCUAGGUUCACUGAAUUUGGCAUUGAAGGGGUUGUACCCCUGGAACUUUUGCCUGCUGAAGUUAGGUACAAAUAUCAAACAAAGCCAACUGACAAGUCCAAACGUGCUAAGAAGGAUGAUAUUAAGGGUUCUUUACCUCCAUCUGAAGACAAUCAGAGUACGUCGAUGAGUGAGGUGGAUGGAGAAAGCGGAAGAAAUGAUCUUGAAGCCCCAUCAGCUGCAAUGGACAUGGAUUCGACUGGAAAUAAUUCUCAAGGUGGCACUCCAACACUAGACGAGAUUUCAAAACAAAGUUCUGAAUCCCCAGAUGCACCAGAAGCUGGACAAAUUGAAACGGAUCUAGAUGCUGAGCCAGGGAUGAUAGAUGGGGAGACAGACGCUGAUGUUGAUCUAGAGACUGUAGCUUGAAUAAUUUGCUUUGCCAUAGCUUAAUCCUGCAGAAUGUCGUCAACAAGGACUUCCUGGUUGCUGGGAGAUUGCUUAACCCGAGCUACAUCAACUUCUCACAUCCAUAGUCAGUACUAGAGCUAUAGCGACUCGUCUCUUCCAAUGUUCCGGGAAGUUAUAAUUUAGCUUAGCCAUGUCACAAACUCUCACAAUCACAUGUUUUUAACAUAAUAGGUUAUGGGAUUUUGAAUGUUAUUGUAAUUUGUAUGUUUCUUACCCUGGGCUAAUCUUUGAUUAUAGAAUGGGGACUCGGUCACACAUUAAAUUCGCACGUUGUAUAUACUUUUAGAUCUAAUGCUAUGUCUGGAUAGAAGGAAA